UUACAGUGGAGGCCCAUCCCUGUGGGCCUCAAGUUAUUCAAAACCACAAGUCUCUUCUCUGCGUUAGAAUCCGUACGGAAGUAGAUGGAGAUAAUAACAGCUGCGCAUGAACCGGCGGUGGUUGUUAGAACCACAACAAUGGCAGCCUCCUCGCUCAUUUCAUCUUCUCUCUUCUCAACAAAUCAGAAUAGCAAACUCCUGUUUCUCAACAAUCGCAAUCGUUUCAGCAAUCGUCCAGUCAAGUUUUUUAGGGUUCGAGCUGCAAAGCUUCCUGCCGGUGUUGAAAUGCCGAAAGUGGAGCCGAAGUUCCAAGCUCCUUUUCUCGGAUUCACCAAGACGGCUGAAACAUGGAACUCUAGAGCUUGUAUGAUUGGCCUAAUUGGUGUUUUCAUUAUAGAAUUGAUAAUCAACAGGGGUAUACUUCAGGUCAUCGGAGUAGAUGUUGGGAAAGGUCUUGAUCUUCCUCUCUGAAAUAUUGUCUCCACGGUCGUCUCCUACUUGCUAUUACUCGUUUACAAUUCUUCAAAAGAAACUCCAAGAUUCCUAAAUGUAAUCAUAUGGUUAUCCUGGUCGUGGCAGAAAAUUCUUCAGUAAGACUAGUUUGAAAAUUUGCUUUUAUUAUAAUUAUAGAAUCACAUUGUACCUUAACAUA
Molecule: messenger RNA, 652 nt
Organism: Carica papaya (papaya)
Lineage: Eukaryota; Viridiplantae; Streptophyta; Magnoliopsida; Brassicales; Caricaceae
Gene: OHP
Product: one helix protein
Source: RefSeq, a predicted model, not a curated record